CUGACUUGGUUCCCCGGGCAGGAUCCGAACCUGCAUCUAUACUUGUCAGCCUCAACCCGGCCGAAUACGCGCUGACUUAUCGCAGCGCAGUGGAGAUAAGUCUAGUUAUUGCGACGUAACUGCCGUGUUGCGUUAAAGUCACGCACGGCGCAGGACGCUCGGGUACGUGCCUGCAUGGGGCCGGACCGAGCUGGGUCUUGUAGGCGUCAGGAGCACACGGCGCUUUAUCUGCCGUUGUGCUUCUGUACUGUAUUUUCGGAUCGUCCCUCUGCCGGGACGGUGACCUCAGUGUGUCGCAUUUCUGUUAAUCAGUGAACAUGACCGACCUUACCGAAGCUCAAAUGAAGCAUAUUGAACAGAUAAUGGCUGCGUAUCGCGAGAAAGCUGACGCAGACGCGGCCGCUAGCGCGAGCGCGCGCAAUGCGGAGACCGAGCUUAAGGUCACGAUCGCUUCCGCGCGCGCGGACGCCAGCGCCCUGCAACAGCUCAACGCCGAUUUUUCGUUCAGCGAGCGGCAGGUCGGCGUCCGCAGCUUCUUCCACUUUGCAAGGACGCUGCGCAUCGAGCUGGCGGUGGUGAUCGCCAUCAUGAAGCUCAACGACCCGGAGGCCAUGAAGACCUCUCCGGAGAUGGCGGCCAUCAUGGCGUCGCUGGAGCAGAUGCGGCGCAUGCUCGACCUGCGCCUGGCCGGCAUCCGUGCCGCCAUGCAGAACUUCAAUGGCAUGAAGCUGGAGGUCGCGGAGGCUUACUACCAGAUCCUGCUCCCCAAGACCCGUAAGCAGGAGGGCAAGUGGGCCACCGGGGAGAAGGAGUUUGGUGAGGUGCAUCAGGACGUGCUUGAGCAGGCGGUUAAGAGCGUGCGGCCGCCCCCCCCCCCUGCCUAGCGCCGGUGGCCGCGGCCCCUACGGCCGCGGCGCGGGCCUCGGCGGCGGCUUGGGCCGUGGGGGCGGCCGUGGGGGCGGCCGCGGGGGUGGCCGCGCCGGCGGCGAGGCCGCGGCGGCUGCCGCCGACAACUAGUUGCCUGCUAGCCUACUUGACUGCUUGCGGGGCGACCCUACGUGAUUGAUAGCGGGCCGACCUGUCUGUUAGGCUUGCUUGCGAGUUGCUGCUUGGAUGCGGGCCCGGACGUUGGUCCGGCGCCAUUGGUUGUGUACGGGUUUCAUACCCUACUAAUGUUUCGGAUGGGCCAUGUGCCCCAUGGACAAAUGGACAAUGGACGGGCCAAGUGCCCCUUGGAUGGGCCAAGUGCCCCACGGACGACGGCCA
Messenger RNA from Chlamydomonas reinhardtii, 1266 nucleotides. RefSeq lists its product as uncharacterized. The transcript has a single exon. Bases 342 to 884 code for a protein of 180 amino acids. Lineage: Eukaryota; Viridiplantae; Chlorophyta; Chlorophyceae; Chlamydomonadales; Chlamydomonadaceae. The record is from RefSeq and is a predicted model, not a curated record.